AUGUCUUGUUCAGCGACCCCAAGACUGAUCCGGGAACUGGGCCGCGCCUCACCUGCUAAAGUCGACCGAUUCAGUAUUUUCGCUAUGCUUUCGCCCGCGACGUCAGGGCCGCUCAACGCCAUGCGACUGGAAACCGACAAGGGCAGAUCGAACCAGCGCGAGCCGUGGGUCGGCAUCCAGCUCUUUCACGGCAUUCCCCAGAUCCACCUUGCCCACUGCAGCGAUGUCUUGGCGGAAAUGGCAAGCCAGCAAUCGACUCUGGAGCUGGUAGUUGGCCCGCCCUUCGUGGAAGACCUCAAGCAGGCCAACAUGCGGCAGUUUUCCAAGCUGGGGUUUGAGAUCCACAGCGACGCGCUCGUUGCGCUCCGGGCGGAUAUGCACCGUGCCAUCACGUCGCUUCGGCGGGACGCGGCGCCGAAUGGCCGGUCGUUUAGGACCGGAGGGAGGAUCCCGCUGAGCAAGAAUUGGAAUUUCGGAGACUACCGGCCCGUCUUCGCGGUGGGGUACUUCACGCGCCGUGGGAACCUGAACAUGAUGAUCACCCAGAUGAAAGCGGCGUAUGCCCGAGGGAUGCCCAAUGUUCACGUUGUCGGGCUGGGCAUCCAGGAUCUCUCUGCGGCGGAUGGACAGUCUGUUGUGGCUCAAAUUCCUAAUAUGGAGUUCCCUUUUGAGUCUGGGGCUAGCGUAGCGGAGGAGAGCAGAGCGGACACAGAACCCUAA
Molecule: messenger RNA, 720 nt
Organism: Drepanopeziza brunnea f. sp. 'multigermtubi' MB_m1
Lineage: Eukaryota; Fungi; Ascomycota; Leotiomycetes; Helotiales; Drepanopezizaceae
Source: RefSeq, a predicted model, not a curated record